UUUCCAGGUUGGCUUCAGUGUACCCAUUUGAACGUUGCCGCAGAGAGGAAUGGUGCAACUUGUACGCCAAGGUCUAACCCAGAAUGUGGCGGAGCCAUUGAUGGAAGAACUGAUACUGGAAGUACCGAGCGAUUCAUUAAGAUCACAUUUGCUCGUGAUUUUCUCGUUAACAAGUUGGUGAUACAACUGGGCAGCCCGAAUCCACAGAUCAGUGAUAUAUGUUUGAACUUCUCAGAUUCCUCAUUAGAAUCAGUAAGUUUUUUUUCUGUUUUACGAGGAUGAAUCAUAAUGCCUUCUUUGAGAUGGAAAAGUGUUUUUUUCUCUUAAUCGCCACGCAAUAAUUUUGUAGUUAUUCUCAUAGAUUUCACUGGAGUAUAGGCCGUUGUCGUACUCCUGUCUCCCACCUCCAAUCAAUGGCAUUCUUGCCAAAAAUUAAAUCGCUAUAGAACAAAAGAAGCACUCUAAAGCUGGGGAUACCGUCUGCUAACGACAGGAGUGCGGUAGUGACUCAACGUUUAAACUGUCAUUGCAUUUGCUUGUAACAAGAUUCCACUGCUAACUACGAAAUAACCGGAUUGUGCAUAACAACACCAUGUUGAAUAAAUUUGAAAACAUCAUUAUCACCGGCGGGAGGAAUGCUUGACUGACUCCCUGGACACGUGCAUGUCAACCCAAUUAAUCCAAACAGUAGCUCCAUAGUGCAAGAAACUUCUCUACAGUGUUCACAACAACUUCUUAAAUCUCAUGCAGAUAACCUUAAAACCCAACGCAGUUAAGGAAGAGAUUACCUUUACACCGCGUGUUGUAAAAUGGGUUCAGAUAUUCUCUACUACAGCUGGUGGAUUCAGAGAAAUAGAGGUGUACCACGAUCACUGCAUUAGAGGUAAAUAGGCUUUUUAGGCAACCUUAGCCGCGGUGCAAUCGAUGCUGACUUUAUAAGUCUCCAUCAAAUAAUGGCUGUGAAGACUGCAGCUAGAAUUUCAUUGGUAGUGUUUGUAUUUGGGUUUGGUGCGAAAAAUGAUGCCAAUACAUACUUAGAUGUGGGGCACAUUAAAAUGGAGGAAUGAGUCGGGUAGGAAGUCCAUCAAUAAUCCGCUGCCUUACCCAUUUCCUCUUUGUCUUAGUAGCUCAAUCAGCACAAGAUCUGUGAUAGAGGAUGUUGCACAUUUAUCUGGCUUAAGAAUUCUCUGUAAUCUCACCUUGCAGAUAGACAAUGUGACCUCAUCAACCUUCUCCCUUCUAAUGACAGCGGUCCCAUCGCCCUUGUUGACGACACUGUUAUGUUCAGCAUCCAAAUGGACAUACCAGAACCUGUAAAUGUUCGCUUCACCACCAAAUCCCACUCAGACGAUGGAUACAUUUUCAAGAUUAGUACUAUCUAUGUUAAAUUAUUUCGUGUAGUUUCUGAUGCAGAGACAUUAUUACAGCAGAGGAACUUUAGCGAUGUCAUGGGUGUAGGCUGGCGCACACUCUGGGUAAAUUACCGCUGCACGAGUGUUAUUCUUGGCUCAGGAAAUGAUGUAAUUUUGAAAUUCGACGACAUGGUCAAUCACCAAAUCAUUCAUUUCAUCAAGUUUGAAAAGCCACUGAAUAGAAAGACCAUUCUGCUGUGUAAUAGAAGAGGUAAACCUCACGUUUAUAUAGUAACUGUAUCCUAGAAAAUGGACAGGGAUAAAUCAUUGCACAUCUUCGACUCAAUAACUUUUGUCGUUGCUAGGGACUUCCCCUUUUCACCUUCUUCCCGGGAGAGUGAGAAAGACACACUCUAAACAAGACAGAUCACUUGCAACCCAACCAAACAUAAAUGAAUAAUACAAUAACACUAAAACUAACCACCGGUGUUAGAAGGUUAAGAGAAAGCUAACUGCUGACUGGAUUCUGCGGCAAAUUGGUGAGAUUUAAAGUCGUAGUUAUGCGCAAAGAGAGAGAUUUAUAAACUCAUAAGCAGCUCACUAACUCACUCCAAACUGGCCACAGAUAGGUAUUGAAACUUUUACUUUAUUUUCGUUGCCAUCACUUUAGACAAGUGUCAUAAUGAUGCUAGUUACUACUGGCCAUUAGACAAAGCAAUCGGCGAAGUCUUACACGACGUACAAGGCAGAAGUGAUGGUAAAGUAAACACAACUCUGAUAAAAAGCGAUGUUUGGGUCAGCGGUCCAAGAUGGCACUCUGUGAGUUCAGCUGCAUUAAAUCUAUUUAAAUCUGGGUAAGUGUGUACCUCUUUAAGGAUCGUACUGUAUGGGAAAAAACGAAGUGUUGGAUGGUACUUUGUCUCACAAAAAAGUUUGCCUUGCAAAGUAAAUUAGGUUUCAACAAGGUGUAUGUUAUCAGGGAGAGCGGGUGUCAUGGGCUGUCUCCAAAUUACCAUCUCCGUGAUUCUUAGGAUAUGUAAAUUAUCCUGUGCCUUAAUUACCAUCAUGGCAAACAAUUAUAUAAAUAUAUAUAUAUGUAUAUAACUAACUGCAGACAGUACUGUUUCGGCCUUCUGGGCCUCAUCACUGCAAUGCUGAUGCUAGGAUGGAGGUAAGGCCAUAUAGCCACCCCAAGUGAUCUCACACAUGUAGAAUCAUCUAAGCCAUGCCAGAUAUAUAUAUAUAUAUAUAUAUAUAUAUAUAUAUAUAUAUAUAUAUAUAUAUAUAUAUAUAGGAAGUCUGCCGGUCGAUUUUCGCGUGGAAGAGUGCUCAAUACGUUGAAGUAGAGCAGAAUAAAUAUUAUGAGAGGAAAAAACGACGCAACUACAUAUCCCGACAAGCCUGUUUCGUGAAUCGCUGAAGAGUGAAGCGAUUCACGAAACAGGCUUGUCGGGAUAUGUAGUUGCGUCGUUUUUUUCCUCUCAUAAUAUUUAUAUAUAUAUAUAUAUAUAUAUAUAUAUAUACACACAUAUACAUACAUCCCUUUUGAUUCGUAUUAUUUCGUCAAUAAUAAUAAUUAUUACAAUGAUAAUAAACAUCAGCUUUCAUUCAAAACGAAGAGCAGAAUGAAAUCUUUGAGAAGUUAUUUCAAUCUUUCGUUAUGUAUCUUUCCGAUUUCAUAGGCGCAUUUCUAGUGCUUGGUAAGUAAUGAUAAUUGAACUGAGUGGAGUGCAAUUUGGGCUGAAAUCAUACGCAUGAUUUGAAAUCACAAGUAUGAUUUCAGACCAAAAUUGCACGACACGAGGUUCAAUUACCACUUUAUUACAUCCAUUUUGAGAUCGCCCAAAUACAGGACUUGGUCAGUUCAAAUAUUUUAUUGAUGCAGUUCUGGGCCGGUUUGAAAUUAAAUUCAUCCCUUUUUUUGGGGAGGGGGGGGAAUAAGAGUUUUGGAAAGAAAAGUUACAAAAUUUGCCAUACGAUACUCUUUGGCUUUCAUUUUCUUGCAAUUUGAUUGGUUACUUUAAACAAGCCUUAAAAUGUGAUUGGUUGUUUUGUUUUUAGUGAAGCCUCCUCAUUGGCUGGGAAAAAGAUGGGAUUUAAACAAAAAAUGGUGCGAUUUGUGAAUAAAUUGCAUCAAUUAGAGCCAGUCAGAUUACAGGGACCACCAGUGAUUUCAAAAUGGAUGUAAUAAAAAAAGAAAUCGCCCCAGAUUAUUCUAAAAGAAAGGGUAAUGAAUUAUCAGCCACUGAGUUUAUUGACCGAGAUUUUCCUGUUGUUUUCCUAGACCCAUUGCCUUGAUACGGAACCUUUCAUCAACGUGCCUUGGUGAUAUUCAACAGUGCUAUGACGGUCUCACUGUAGCAUUUUGGUUCCAACUAACUGAGAAUAUUGCUGACUCUCAGUGGCUGUUAUACUCCGCUAAAGACUUUACAGACAUUUCCAUAACAGUACAGUCGAAUAACAUAACGGGUGCCUUUUUCAUCUCUGGAAACACGUGGUCGGCCACUUUUGACGUCACACUCCAUCAGUGGCAUCACGUGGCUUUCACGUGGGCAAAGAGCAAUGGCUUCAUAGCUAUUGUGAACUUUGUACAUGUGAAACAGGGUGGUGUAGAUUAUUCUUUGACAUCUAGUAGUGGUGACAAUCCUUUAACCAUUGGUCGAGGACUAACGAAAUCUUCCCUUUAUAUGAGCCACGUUGUUGUAUACGAAAGGUUUCUCAGUUCGUCGCAGAUUCAAAGGAUCGGAAAAUGCACUAAUCUUGUCUCAGGUGAGAUUUUAGAUCUGCAAAUGAUGGUAAAAACGUUCGUCGCAAAUCAUGCACGGCUCUUAAGCCCUUUUUUUCGUCUGUUAUAAUCAACUUCAGGUUUAAUGCUUCAGGUGUAAGGGUUGAGCAAGGGUUAUAGUGCAGCACGAUGGGAUGCAAGCUAAUAUUGCACUCAUGAUUGGAAUCAGAUGAUGUGCAGGUCUUACUUACAAAACAUGCUAAUACAGCGACCUGUUUGUUUCUUUAUUUCCUAUAGACACAGAUCCUGAGUCGUAUGGUGUCAUUACAGGAAUUGUCCCUGAUGACCAGUUCAUUGCUUCAUCCAGCCUCAACCAACAAUCAGGUCCUCACCAAGGAAGGGCUCGUGUCAGCCAACCAGGCUUGUUCUCGGGUAGGGGAUUAAUUGAUAAAAAAAAAAUAAAAAUAAAAUAUAAUAAUAAUAAUAAUAAUAAUAAUAAUAAUAAAAACUACGGUGAGGGCUCCGAUGAGAUCCAAUUCCCCGUUCUUUAUUAAGUCUCUUUUAAUAAUAAGCCCUUUGUCAAGGACUUUUUGUUUCUGUUAAGCCCCCUUCUUUCCCUUUCUUCCAAACGAAAACUCUAAAAGAAAAACAUAAGGAAGAUGUUACCACUAAGAUGACCUUAUGUUAAUGGUUUAACUGUAGUAUUGUUAUCAAUUUGGAUUAAACUGCGUUUCAGAAGCGAAUAUAUUCGUUUCAAAUCUGUGUUGGUGUACAUUUUAGAUAUUGUAGGUUUUUCACACAAGUAAAAUGCACCAUUUUAGUCCCCAUACAACAAUAUCACAACAACAACAACAACAACGUUUUGGUUGUCAAUUCAGGAUCAUGGAUCCCAAAUGUUCAGUCAAAGUCUCAAUAUCUUCAAGUCGAUCUUCUUCAAGUCAGGAACAUCAGUGCUAUCAUGACUCAAGGAAGGAACGAGUGGGAGUGUAACUGUGGCGAGUGGGUGACAUUGUACACACUCUCUUACAGUCUCUGUGGCAGCAUUUGGUCGGACUACAUAGCCAAUGGCAGCAUUAAGGUAAGGCUACUUUAUUCUGUAACGUAUCAUUAUGUUCGCGCCAUCCUUAUUAUCCUCAUUAUCUCCAUCAGCUUUGUCAUGAUCAUCAUCGAAUCCUAUCCUUUGUCGUUAUAUUUCUGCCCCUCACCAUGGCCAUUAUCAUCAUCUUCAUCAUCAUGAUCACCAUCAUCGCUGCCGUCACUCUCAUAACCGCCAUCCUUGCCACCACGAUCAGUGCGUUCUCUUAAUCACGACAGGUACAGAAGAUGAAAACUUCAGCUCAGUACCUGUCAUCAGCGACAAACUUGUCGACACAUUGCUAUUGAAAUCCCAAUAUUCUGGAAUAGCAUAUCAAUUUUACCUCUGAUGCCUUUACUUCCAUCCACCCUUUCCACCAGAAAAAUUUGGACUUUGUUUUCCGUCUGUGAUUUCACAACACUAAAUAGUGGGAGGGAGGUAUUGUAGCAAAUUACACUUUAAUUCAAGACUAAUUCCUAAAUAUAUCCUUUAAAGCGGUUACAUGGAUGUUAUGUGUCAACUAAUUUUGGCACCGAUUUGUACUAUUUGAGUCUUCAGUAGUGCAGUCUCCAGGAAGCUUCCCUCCGCUGCAAUUUUCAUUAUUAACAUCAUUUGUCCUUCGCAGUAUUUUUUCGGAAAUCACGAUGGGGAAACUAUAGUGUCCAACUUCCUGUGUCCUGACCUAACGGCCCGAGUGUUACGUUUCCAUCCUUUCUCUUGGCAUAAUGCCAUCGCCUUGAGGAUUGACGUAGUAGCCAGUAAGAAUGGUAAGAUUUAAGGGUUAUUUGUUAGGCCAGCUUUCAUUAGUUGUGCUUAUUGUCCCCUACAAGGACUGAAUGACUGAAAUUCUUGCCUGAUGUUUAGCGCCUUAUUUUAUUCACUUAACUUUUACUUCCCCAAGAAGGCGACCUCUUUUUUGUUUACAGGUCAAUUAAACAUCUGCCAGAUAAGGAUAUUUUGACUUGAUUAUGACAUCCCCUUGCCAAAGAAUUUAACAUUAGUAAAUCUUUGGAAAAGUUGUCUGCACCACUUAACUUUCGUUCUUUUCUUCUCCACAUUCACUGAUACAGCCGUUAAUUACUUGGGUUGCUUUUCCUCGCCAAGUGACAUGGUCUUAUCAAACGACACCGUCGUAUCCAAACUGACUCCAGAGCGUUGUGUCACUGCGUGUGGUAAGGCAGGUAAACGAUACGCACGCAUCACACAGGGAACUCAGUGUCACUGCUCUAACAAUUCGCCUGAUGUCGAUAAGGUGACAGACGAUGCUGCAUGUUAUUACCCAUGUGAAGGAGACAAAGCACUCAAAUGUGGGAGCAACUUAUACUUCAGCGUUUACUACGCCCCUGGACAAUAUGAUUUCCCUUUGGCUUUGUCUGUUACAAGCGCCUCUGAGGCUUUUGAGAGAGUGCAGAUUAUGGUGACACCAAAUUAUGGUUCUCUAGUGAUGCUAAACUUUGGCGAUGGAACAGUGAUAUAUACCAAGAAUUCAAGUAUCGAAUAUGUAUACACCACUCUGGGAUUACACGAGGUACUCUUUUGUAUUAGUGCGGGGUUCAUAGAAAGUGGAACACAAGACGUGUUCUAUUAAGAUAAUCUGUUUCAACCGCAAUUGAUUUAGGGAGAGACGAUCGAAGUCCCUCAGGAGAACAAAUCAACAAAAGUUUUCGGUUUUAAACGUGUUGACUCCUGGGAAUAGUCGUCAUCAUUUUUUUUUUUUUUGCGAUCAUAAGGUCAAGGGAGACAACUUAUGGCGCCCAUUUUCCGUCCUAUUAGGCGAUUCUAACAGCUUUUUCGCUUUAUGACUUCGCCUCCCGUUUCCAGCGUAUCAAAAGAACACGAAUAUCAAAAGAACACGAAUAUCAAAAGAACACGAAUAUCAAAAGAACACGAAUAUCAAAAGAACACGAAUAUCAAAAGAACACGAAUAACUCGUUGUUUUACUUAUGUAGAUAGCGAGUGUCACGGGCGGUAUCAGACGCGUCUUAAAAAAGUGAACGAAAAUGGCAGCGGUCGCCGCCGGUACUCGGUACUGAUCAGCUAAAUCAACCUGAAACUUUACUACUUAAUAAGGAAAGGAAAAGCUAAGAAAACCCAAUCUUAAACUGUUUGAUCCCAAUAGUAUACGACCGAAACAUCUUGAUAUUGGUGCUACUAAAUUACUGAAUUGUUUUAGCGGAAACUACUUGUUAUGUAAUUCAAAGGAAAACUAUAUGUUUUGGCUUUUAAUUUAAAUCAUUUAUGUAACUACUCGACUAAGGGAUUACGUUGAUGCCAAAAUUUAAUAGAAAUUUACCCUUUAGGUUUAUGCAGAAACAACGAUUGGUUAUUACGGGCAGUGUCAAAAAAUCUACGACAUGAAAACCAUUAAUGUAUCCCUUCCGGUCACUGGAGUAAAGGUACAGUGUCCGAGCGUAGUGGAGGCGUGGUCGAGUUUUGAGUGCAGUCUGAAAGUUGGAACUGGAUCAAAUAUGGACAUGCAAUUUACAACUCCGCUCGGCGAGGUCGUCAAUGGUUCAAUGGAAGGUACAUCUAUUUAGUAAAUAGAUUUCACUUGGCCGCGCGUUUAUUCAGUAUUAUACGAUGGCUUAACCCUUAACGCCCUAAAAUCAGCAUACAUAUUCUCCCUACUGUUCUUUAUACAUUUCCCAAGGUGCUGCCAAGGAGAAUUUGUUUAGUAAUCAAAAGCUUCUUUCGUUGGUGAUCAUUUCCUUUAUUCUCAUGACUUUAACGUGUGAUUUAAGGGUGAUAUUGUAGGGAGACAUUUGGCGCUAGUCACUCUUAGGGUUGAAAGGGUUAAUUCAUAAACGCAUUUUGAUUGGUUCUUUUUCAUAAUCUAAAGGAGGACAGACGCACAGAUGACGUCACAACUAACAAAAUUUUGCUUUCUUAGCAUAUGAAACAAAUAGAAUUCGUGUUUCUGUGCGUCUUUCAGUUACAGAUAACAGAAGACUUGCAAAUGUGGUAACAACACUAGCGACACACUCGGCUGAGCCUCGUGUCCCUUUUUUUAGCCCUUACCUUAUUUCGACGUCACCUUUGAUUUAUUACUGAACAGAACCACGGCAACAUGAGAUGUGUUUUUUUAAUGUUACGAUGCAAGAGUUUAUAGGACUUCAAGAGGCUAUAUUAGCUUGAAUAAAAUGCUGAAGUUUAUUCAGUUCAAGGAUUUGACACAAAUUUAACAAAAAAAUUACCCAUGGAGGACUAUACAUUCAAAGUUCUUUUAUUUUUUAUCUUCUUGCCUUAAAUUUCCUUACAGGUGAACCAAGAAAGCUUCAACAACGAGUAAGAUUUUUUUUUUUCGUUCUUCAGACUCGACUCCACAAAUGGUCGGAUAUAAAACACCACUCCCAUCAAGUGAACCCAAAUUCAAUUUAUCUGAUGCUAACAAAACCAUCAUUUUACCAAAUUAUUACUUUGGUAAAACUGGAAGACUGGUGGCAAUGAAAUCCAAUACCACUCGUGCUGGAUACAUCGAGUUGCAGGUAGGCACCACAUCGAAUGCACGUAUGUGGAAAUAAGCUUUUACUAACGAGUUCAAAGAAAACUUCAACAAGCUAACCACCAACAAGAUUCCAAAUUUGAUCAUUUCCGUCAGCUUUAGGGGUUCCAGCUGAAAACAAGUGAGACACUAAAAUCAAAAGGGCUGUCAAAAAAAUUGUAUUUCUCUUUCUCGGAUUAUAACACUCUCGUUAUUCGCCCCUUUGCUAAAUGAUGUUUUCAUGUCACGCGCUUUUUUACGGUUUUUAGUUGGAACAAUUGUAACAAUGCAGAAAUUUUGUAUCUGCUCGAAAAAACGAGAUUUUUCACUAUGCAUAGAAGUUAUUGGCACAUCAUAUUCAUUACCCAUACAGCUUUCAAUAUCAUGAUGUCAUCAAGAAAAUCCUGGCGAGGAAAUUUAUUUUUACAUUCAGGAAUUUUUUUUUUCAUUCGUCAAUUUUAAGCGCAAUAGACCUUAUUCUUAUUAAUUGCAUCGUUUGUGGGCAAUUAUUCUCCAUUUUGAUUGGCAGGUUCUCCGUCCUCUUUGCAUUCUACCCGCGGAGAACAAAUAUUGUUUUCAAAAUGGAAGCUGUACAACCAAACUUCCUGAGUGCUCUCUUAGUAACCUUGGCUACCAAUGUUCAUCAGCAGCCAACGUUUUCUGUGGUCAAAGUAUCGAUUGUCAGAUGGGUCUGCUUACCUGCCCAGCAAACCAAACCUCGAAUUCAACCUUAAGUACACAUUAUGAAGUAAUUUAUACUUCGACGCUUUACUUACCUGAAGGGUUUCACAUUACGAUUGUCAACCAACCGGGUUUCAUGGUGCGUACAGCAGAUAUUGUGUCUAUUGGCGCAAUUCAAAACAUCGCUGCAGGGAUAAUCUCGACGGAAUCAGCAGGAAAUGCUUUUAUUUUUUACCAACAUCACCUUUCAGUUGGAGAGGUAGUGUUAGGGAGAAACAACGCAGCCUUUACUGAGAUACAUCACACGUUCCAUCUUGUGGUCGUUUAUCUUCCCCCAUCAGAAAUGGUGGUUUCUUUAGGAAACUAUCCAGUAGGUCAUUGGAAACAACAAGGAUCUGUCGCAUGGAGGAGCAUUGAACUUAACAUCACGGCCUGUGUUAGCAUGAAAAAUAUUACUUGGGAGGUACCUGAUUUCGUUCCAAAGAAUAAAACCUUUAAUAUCGUUGUACCUCCGCAUCCCGGACACAACGUCACGUUUGGAAUUCAAAUUAUGGAGGAAAAUUCGUCAAACGUUCUGUACAAAAAAGAAGAGAAAGAGUUCUUUUAUUCUUGGACGAACGUCUCAAAAUCUCUUCCAUUAAGAAUAGACAGGGAGAGCCAGACCACCUUACUUUUGACAGCUUCCAAUCUCCUGUCAUCAGCGAUGCGCAAGUGUCAAGUCGAAAUUAUGAUUCCCGUAGAAGAAGUUUACCUCUUUAACAUCACUUUAACUUCGCUUGGCAAUGACACGGAAAUCAGUUGGGUCGUAGAGAGAGGAACAAAUAUUAGUUACCUGGUUUCAUUUGGUGACGGAAAUUACUUUGAAGGUUCGUUUAGAAAGCUAGGAAUUUUAGUCGGCUCGUACCUACACAAAUACUCAAGAGAGGGAAACUUUACUGUGAAUGUGACAGCUUAUAAUUUUGUGUCGACUGAAACUGUCACUGGUGUAGCAGUCGUCAUUGCUCCCAUAGUAAAUGUUACCUGUAGAGUUAUCCACGCUGCUCGUGAUAUCGAAGUGAAUGAAACUAUUCAAAUUAAUGCCACGUUUCCUCAAGGAAGUAACUCUAUGGCGCUGGUGGAUUUCGCAGAUAGUUCAAAAACCACUGGUGUACCAACUCAGACACUCAUUUGCAGUGACACUUGUCGGCCAAUGUACUCCUUGGUAGUGUCACACAAUUACUCCACAUAUGGUAGUUACACUGCAAACCUGACAUUCAUUAACUCUGUCAGUAAGAGAACCUGCUUACCAAACAUCUUUGUCCAUAAGCCUGUGUAUCCUUUGACAGGCUUUAACAUAACAUGCCCUCUUGCCAACCUGUCCACGCCAACUUUCUGCAUGUUGGAUGUGACGGGCGGAAACGAUUUUUGGUGCGACUGGGACUUUGGCGCCAAUAGCCAAAAAGGUAAAAGCCAUUACUGGAAUCUGACACUACCAGUUGCAAAUAACUACUCGGACGUUGGAAAUUUUACCAUCAGGACUAAUUGUAGCAACCGUUUGUAUAACACAACUGUGAUAGGAAAUGCUAUUGUACAGGAACCAAUCACAGGCUUUGUUGUAACGUGCCCAGAGGCACAAUCCGUUGAUGAAGCUUUAAACUUGGACGUGCAAGUCGCAACUGGAACAGGAAUGAAUUUUGAGAUCAGUUUGAAACAUAUUUAUGCUGAUAAUCUCACGUUACGACUGACCAACUUUACAGAUCAUAAGUCACCAACGUUUUCUAUAAGCCCACAGAAAUUUCCAGUUGUUGGAAUUUACCUUUUGACGGUGAAAGUCGCUAAUCUGGUAACACCACAACAGAUUUACACCCGUGAGAUCAAGGUCGAUAAAGUGAUCGCCAACCUUCGUCUGCUUAAUAACGAUACUUUCAUUCCUGUAAACAAAACCAUUAAAUGUGGGAUAUCGAUAGAUGCCGGGACUAACAUAACUUUGGACUGGGACUUUGAAGAUGGACGGAGAUCCGUUUCACUGUUUACCGGAGACUCUUUAAGGUUACUCGGUGACUUUUUGGAACAUUUAUAUACAGACCAUGGAGCUUACCUUCUAAACGUCACAGCCUCAAACCCCGUCAGUAAAGUGACAGUUACCAAAUAUCUUUACGUGCAGUAUAUUGUAAAAGACAUUGAAAUCACAUCAGACAGUCCACAGGAAAUUCCACCGGGCACUGUAACGUUCACGGUGUCUGUAAAACCGGACACUCACCCACCUACAAAUGCUACGAUAGACAUGGACUUUGGUGACAGUACGAGCAGGAUGAACAUACCUCUCGGAGAGGCGCAAGGCAUCAACAUCAUCAACAACUACAUAACCCCUGGGAUGAUACGAGUAAAUAUGACCAUGAGAAAUGAUGUUAGCUCCGUCAAUCUAACGCAUGUGGUGGACGUUCAGCGGAGUAUUAAAGACCUGCAGAUUUUGGCUUACCACACUGAUGGAGACGCCGGAUAUGGUGCCCCGGGAAGAGGACCAAACAAGGCGGACUUUCCAAUGGAAUACGACGUUCUGCUUGUUGCCAACAUUUCAGACGGAACAGCAGUAACUUACCGAUGGGAUUUUGGAGAUGGAACUUCGGUUGAAACUAAGAAAAUAAAUGUAUUACACCGUUACCUCAGCCCAGAGGGAUUUGCAGUCACUGUAGAGGCAAAGAACUCUAUUAGUGAUGCAAGUGUCAGUCGCACGAUAAGAAUAAUGAAGAGUAUAUUUAAUGUUUCGUUUGAAAACGACAGCCCAACGGUGCAUGAGUUCAACACCACGUUGUUUAUUACGAUCGGACAGCGAGGUACUGAUUCCUGUUUCCUGGUAGACUUGGGUAACAGCACAAGAAUUCUUUACAAAGGAUUCAGUAAUGUGAGUUGUGAUGACGAGCUGAAGAAAACAAACGAUGUUAGAGUUCUACCAUCCCUUAACUUCAAUAUCACUUUUGAGUACUGGCAGAAAAUAAAUUACGCUGUGAAUCUAACAGCUCUCAAUUCCGUGUCUAGAGUUACUAUUCACGGCUGGGUGGUUAUCUUGCACCUUCCUUGUGACUUCCCCGUUGUACGAAUACCAGAUGCUGGACGAUCAUUUGGCACUCGCCGAAAGUAUUUCAGAGCAGAUUACGUAACAAUCAAAUCCCGCUGCACUAUUAACUGUUUGGCAUCAAGAGAGACAUCAUUUCAUUGGGAACUCACACGGAUUUCGUCUGGAGCUGACAAUGGCACCAUUCUUCGGACAGAUAGUUUUGACAAGAAUCAAUCCGUGUUAAUUGUACCGCAGCGAUCAUUGCCGUACGGAACUUUCAUGGUCCGACUCAAUGUGAGUAUGGUUGGGCUGCCUCUUGUUCACAGACACAAGAACGCGUACAUCGAGAUAAUGCCGUCGCCGUUACUCGCAAAAAUCAUAAGUGGAAAUGCCUGGAGUCAGUCGGUGUACAAAAAAAUAGUCCUUGAUGCUUCACAUUCACAUGAUCCUGAUUAUGGAUCAGAGGACAAACGUGGUCUUGAGUACUUUUGGUACUGCAAGACGACAGCUGAAAAUUACGAAUUUCCCUCUGUUCCGAGUAAAAAUUUCACAAAUAGUGAUGGCACUGAUUCGAGAGGGUGCUUUAGAAAUGGAACCAGACUUCUGUCAGUUAGCACAGACAUUCUAGAGAUCCAACCGAAUGUACUAUGGGUAAACACGACGUAUGUAUUUAAAUUCUUCGUAACAAAAGACUCCCGAAUGGCCAUGUUUUUUGUUCGUGUCUCCCUGACAUAUGAAGACCCGCCUACGAUGAGCAUAAGGUGGGUAGUUCAAAUUACUCGUUUAUUUCCAACAUAGGCUCAUCUUACGGUGAGCUAACAAAAUCUUCUUUGUACUUUUUGAAAGGAAACCUUACGAUGAAUUUCCAGGAAAAGAGAAUCCGUCUGCCAAACUGUCUUUGGAGGGAGUAUGCAAAGGCUGUAACCAACAGGAUAUCAACAGCUUAACGAUUUCAUGGAGUUUGUGGGUCACUGGUGAAGGUUACGGGGAUGGAAAUGCACACAGUGCGAUAGAAAUGGCUGACCAUACAGUAACGGACUGGACUAGAGUAGCAAAUCUCUUGGCUAUGACGAGAGCAGGCAUCGCUUCUGAGUUCCUUAUCUUAAGGGCGAACAGUCUGGAAAGUGGAGUUUCAUAUACUGCCAGAGUCGAAGGUAAUUCUGAUAAAGCUGCUUCUUUAUCAACCUCGUUUCUGUAUAAUCUAAAGCCUCAAAGAAGGUAUAAUUGUGGCCGUUAACAAAUGCGUAUAGGUUUGAAUUAAGUCCCUCGUGUAUAAAGUACAAUGAUAGAAUGGAUCAGUGUUAAUAUCUGAACAACUAUUAACCCUUAACCCAACAUUAACCUUAAAUUGUUAUCAAUUGACUGCGGUUGGGUUAGGGGAGGGGUAAGUGUGCAGUUGCUUAGAUACCAGCUAACAUUUAUUCAAUAGAAUUAUGAUUUUGGUGGAGCAAACAGAAAGAAAAGAAGGGGAAAUGUAUAUAGCAACUUCAGAAAAAGUGACUUACUCAAAGAUCCUCUGAAAAAUAAUCCUUUUCCUUAAAAAAUACGAAAGCAUUUCACUUAUCAAGAUACUUUCGCCCUAAAGUUUUUAUUGUUCCUUUUUAACUUUUGUUCCAGGCCGAUUUGGUGAAGGUGCCACUGGUUUUGCUGAGUAUGUGUUUGUUACAGCCUCCCCUCCCACCGGUGGGGAGUGUCACGCGAUUAAAGGAGAUGGCAGUGGUCAUGAAGUACUUAUCACUCUGAGUUGUAACGGCUGGACUAGCUCCUCGGGCUCGACUAAGUUAAUGUAUGACUACUUCUACAAAACCUCGCCAGAUGGUGCAGAAUAUUUGUUUCAAUACACAAGGGACGGAACUAUUGGGAACAUUCGGUUGCCACUUGGAUUGAGGGAGUAUAACUACACGCUGUAUCUAAAGGCUAUCAUCUCAGACGAGCUUGGGAGUAAAUCAGAGGCCAAGUUUGAGUAUCAGGUAAAACUCACUGGGUUCUGAUAGUAACCUGUUUCUGCUGGUUUCAUGGACUUGCAUGAAGGGAAGAUAUUGUUCGUGCACUCAAAAAACUUCUAGUUACGUUGGUCAUUGUGAUGCUCUUGUACAUGGAAAGUAGUCGAUUCCAAUUACACCUUUCCAAAUUUCCCCGUUCCUUGUAAACAGUUACCUCUAUCCAAUAGACUGGAGGGAAAUUUUAAUUGUGGUAAUAGUAAAUGGAAUAAGCUUCUCCCUUCUCCCCUUAUGUUGAACCUGCAUUGGAUUCGAAUGAUUUUGUGUUGUAGUGAGAUCAACUUGUAAAUGCGAGAUUCGAGUAAGGUUACUUAGCUUCCUCGGUUUUUCCAUAAUAAUUGCUUAGAUUACUGGUCGAGGAGAAGUGUGGAUGUGAGUUGUAUCUGGUCGCAAGGUGCAUCACUUCCAGUCUCGGAAUCUCCUUAUGAUCUAAGCACCGGCCUCAAGAGGUAGCUGUAGGUGUCUGCUUACAAAAAGUGAACUGAAGUCAGUUUGCCUAACCAAGUCUACGGCCAUCAUGGUCUAAUCUCUAGCACAUCAAGGGAGCAAACCCAACAAAACUUGGGCAAAAUUUUCAGUGAUAUAGAUCAUUUUUAAAAAAAGUACAAAACUUUGAAAAAAGCGCAGAAACACGCCAUGGAGUUGGGAAUGUAUGACUGUCAGAGAAGGGCACACCGGCAUGGCCUCCAAAUGAUUGAUGUUUUGAACACGAAUCUGGUACUGAAAACUAAAGAAAUUGUUGCUCGUUUUUGUCGACAUUUCCAGGGUCGAUGACAAAUCAUUCUGAAAUGCGGCAAGUUGGUUUAUUGUAAGCUACUCUUCGGAGCAUAAGAUAGUUUAUCGGUUUUAUAUAUUUUCGUUAAAAGAAGACAGCCAGUUAUGUUUACUUAUCUGAUCUUGCAAGUUACCCUUUUUAACCCUAGAGUUUUCCAAGUGAAGAAGACGACUCUGUUCUUAUCGAAAAACUGUUGGAAGAGAUGACCAUUAACAGUACAUUGCGAACUCUUGAGAUGGAAAGUUAUUCACAGUUUACCAAUCAAUAUAUCGUGGAGGUGGCAUCGCAGUUAAAUGCCAUGUCAGAACGCGCAGCCAACCUCACAGGAUUUAAAGAAGCAUCACGAAACGUGAGUAUAAGCAGCCACGCAUGAUCGACAGUGAUACCUAAGUGUCGUAAGGUACUAUAUGAUGUGUUCAAACAAGACGAUAAAGGUGUAUGCGAGGAAUAAACUCAAUGAAAAAAACUUGGUCUUUUUUCAGUCUAAUGAAAAACACAUGGCGGACCGUAUGCGGGGAUGCCCAUAUAGAAAAUCAGGAGCUUCUAAUUUUGAGAGGAGUCCUCUAAGUCUAAAAUAUCACAGCACAAAGGAUUUAAAAUCAUUUCUACUCUGAAGGUGUUGACUUGUCCAAGGCCACAUUGAUUAUGACAGACUCCUCAUUACGCUCGCAAUUGUUUUUUCCACUGGAGCUCAUAUCCUUCUCUUUACUAGAAACACAGUGGUCAAACGUCUGCGCAUGUGUAAACGUGGUAAUGACUUGGUGAGUUUGUCAGAACCAAGUUUUCCGACACAAAUUAGAAACAAUUACAUAAGCCAGUAAAUCACAGUGUUCUAAAAGCGUGUACAUUUUUCGAUGAAGCUCCAAAAAAAAGGCAAAUCAACAGAAUAUGCGUACUAAAAUAAGCUUUUGAAAAGUCUCGAGUUUUCUUUUUCCCUACUUUAAUUUCCUUUCACUGAUUUCUACGCAACUUUCAAUAUUCUUGCGUUAAUUUUGCGAGACAGCGGAACUUUGUGCGGAAACUUGAUACGCAGCCGGCCAGAUUUGAUCCCCUGACGCAUGCCUGACGUUUGAGCGCUGUGAUACUUGUGACGGUAUUUAAAAUAAAAUGUUGUUAUUCGUUUUCAUCAAAAAGCUUAGUGGAAGUUGCUAUCACUUGCAAAUGUUAAAGUCUGAGCUUUGGCGGGACAAAUAAUCUUGCUAUCCAGUCGAAAACAAAUCCUAUUUUUUUCAAAAAUAACUUGAUAAAAUUUAACUACAAGACUACCUCUGUGCGACGAUGCGCAGAAGACCAAUUUAUACUUCCUAAUCCUUUCUGAAUCACUUUUCCAGAUCCGCACACGAAUGAGUCGGGUUUUGUCAGAAAUUACCAUGGAUGACAUAAAGACAGUCCGAGAGACUGCCAAUGCCGUCUCUAAGCUUGCAACUAUACCUGAUGAGUGUGAGGUUGAGGCUCAGGUAUUAUAAUAAUAAAUGAGCUCUAAAUUUACCGUCUUUGUUACUGUAUCUUUACCCUGGACUCUUUCGACUUUACUAAUGGAAGCAUUUUGCAAGAUGCUUGUCACAUAUGCCGAGACAAUUUGUUCCAUGACAAAUGAUUCUUUCACCGCUCAAAAUUGUUUCCUUACAAAAAAGAAAACCUUCAACGCACUUCUCACGAUAUAUGAAAGCAGAGGUUUACCAGAAUCCUCACUGGAAGCUCAAGAUUAUUUCCUUGUUCCACACUCGUAUAAUGAUUGAAUUACCUGAGCAAUUUCCUGAUGUUUGUUUUGGUUUUGCCUUAUUUCGCUCUGUAGUUGGUCCUCAAAACCCGCUCAGCUUUCCCAACCUAUUAAAUUCAAGAGUGAAGCCCGCAACCUCGUCACUCGCGUUUUCCCGCGCUUGGAGCUGUUUGCUUGUUUUUACCUGGAGUUCUUAUCGCCUCCUUGUGAUUUUUUUCUAUUGUUCUGAUUGGCUGUUAUCAGUAUUUUGAUUUUGGUUUUCCACAUCGAUUCGCUCUGUGCAGUCGAUUUGAACUUUUCACUUGCCGGCUUACUUGGCAUUUUGUUCGUUUUUAUAACAGUUAAACCUGAACAAGACACUCAGCAAUAUGGUGAGCUUAAUCAUACAACAGUCCGCAAUAACAGAUUCUACUGAACUCUGGGGAACGCUAAACACUGUGUCCGAGGCGUUAGGUAACAUGUUGGGGGUCGUAUCUCAUUUGAUGGAUGGAGAAUACUUUGCUGGAAAUAGGACAAACGCGUCAAUGACACAGGAAAAUUUCGAUGUAUUGGUAAGUAGUUGGGCUUGACGUAAGGGAAUGAGAGUUAUCAAAAAAAAUGAGUGGAACUGAAUUCCAUUCUUCUAAAUAAUCCGUUUACUAUACUUUGAAAGGGACAAUUUUCGUUUUUAUCGCCCGCCUAUAUGGGGAAAUGUUUUGAAAACGAAGAAAGAGGGUAAAAAUGUUCGAUAUAUUCACACUAGUCCUGCCACACUUCACAUGGAAAAUCACCUGAUGCAUGCAUACUGCAGCCCGAUGAUAACCAAAAGAGAGAUCGCUCCUUACUUAGAGCUAUAAAGCUACCAAACCCUACAGCUAGUUACGCGUAACAAUUCGUGGCCCUAUUCGCAUAAUAUUCCUCUGUGUCCACUCCGAUCUCAUCUUAAGCAAAUCGAAUCCCAAUAAAGCUUCUCAACAGUCCAUGACAGUCUUUGAAUAAAGAAAAUUCAAGUUUCCAUAAAUUGGAAAGCUUCCUUUGCGGUUAAGCUAAACGUUAACUAUACAAAAGUUACACUUCUCUUCUAUUAAAACUCGAGCAACUCUUUGAUUAUAGCAUUCUUGAACUUAAUAGCAAUUUCCUUUAAUGUUUAAUUAUAAAUCUUUAAAGGGUAAAAUUCUGAUGGAAAACGUCAUAGAAUACGUCAGACUCCUAUCUGACUCGUAUCUUGGUCACACACUACCAAAAGAGGAACCCAUACAAGUGCGCUCUCCUUCGCUGUAUUUCACCCUUAACCGCGACUUUCCUGCGGGAUUCUCGGGACGUACUCUUCACUGUGGAGUAGGAGGUGUUGAUUUGCCUGACAACUUUGGAGAGCUGGGCAUAUUGAAGGACGGAAACGAGACCGCUCUUAUCGUUAUUGACGCAUUGGUAAGUGUAACUCUUAAUCAAAUCACUUUAACUUCGUUUUUAGUUUCUGGUUUAUCUCUACUCAGAGAAUCCACUAGAUUGAAGGAUGUUUUUUCGACUUUACAAUCCAAAAAAAAUUCUUUCUUUAUUUCAUUAAAGUAGCCAUUUUUCUUAAACUAUAAGUUCACAAGAAGCUUUCGAAAUUGCCCAUUCUAACAAUAUGUAGAACACAAAGCAAUAAUAAAGGCUUAAUUCAUCUUGUUUUUGGAGUGUAAAUUGGGUGCUAGAUAUAUCUUCUCACUCGAAACUUAAAAUGAAGUUUUACUGAUUUAGAAGACCCUACGGGGAAUUUAUAAAAGGAAACCGUAGAAAUAUAUGUUAUUAUGACAGUUAAAUUUUGUUUCUCUGUGGUAUAGUAUCUUUAUGGAUUAUUUCUUAGCUUAUUUCAAUUAAGAAUGUUUAUUUGUGUGAUUUCUUUUUUUCAAUUGCUUUGUUCUAAUACUUUGUGUGGUUCUCACAAAUCCUUUUUUGGUGCCGCAUGUUUCAUGACAGGUCACCUCAACACCUUUCGUACCUUUUGUUUGGUCCCCAAGUGCUAGUCUUGUCAACAGUCACGUGCUUUCAAUAGAAAUACGCAACCACAGCACUCAAGAGGAACUGAAAAUCGAAAACCUUACGCAACCAGUGGACUUGUGGAUAAGAAAAGGGAGCGAGUCCCUUAAAACUUCUCAAGGGAAGGUGGAAUACACCAAAAUCCUCAGGCAUAGGUUUGAAGUAAAGAACAACCGAAGCUCUAUUACCAUUGAGGUGCACCUUCUUGGGGAGUUUACGAAGCAACCUUCUCUGGUCGUUUAUCUGCGAAAAGGAGAAGAACCAACAAUGGACGGCCAUGAGAAGGAUAAAAUACGGGUUGUUCCUCAGCUCAACUCUAGUGUCAACGCAAGCAAUGAAGGGGCCUGGGAUCCAAAGCUACUGUUCUUUAGCAACACGGAAUUCAACGGGACAGCAGCAGGGGAAUAUUUUGUGAUCGUCGAGUACAACGGAACUGUCAGUGGUGCUAGAGUCGAUGAGGAAGAUAGGACGGUGGAAUACUUGUUUUCUUCAUACACAUCCGAGUGCUUGUACUGGAACGAACUGAAUCAAACUUGGGUUGGAGACGGUUGUGUGGUAAGAUACGUCUGCAUACAUAAGUAGGAGUGGAAGGAAACAGAAAUCAAUUCAUUAUCUAUUUGGCUUCUAUCUCCUUCAAUUUGCUAAAUUAUUCUGUAAAUUGAGAGAGGAAUACUCUCGUAAGGACUCGAAAUAGUGCCAUGCCUCAUGAGGAAUGCCCUGACAUUUCAGUUGACUGAUUUCACCUGCAACUACACUGAGCAUAGCGUGUGUUGAAAAUUUCAGCUUUUACGUGAAAGUUGUAUAUUUGGAAUUGCAGGGUAGUCGUUGUAGUUAGUUUGUUCCAGCUUUUUGUUAUUUCCUAUCAGGUUGGACCGUUGUCCAAUUCAACACACACACAAUGUCUGUGCACCCAUAUGUCGUCGUUUGCGAGCAGUUUCUUUGUUCCCCCGAACAAGAUUGACUGGAGAAAGGUGAACCUGAAAGAACUUCUCAAAAAUCCUACCGUCACUAUCAUCGUUUGCUGCAUCUUUCUCCUGUAUUUUCUGCUGGUGGUAUGGGCCCGACAAAAGGACAAGGCAGACCUGUUGUUGGUGAGGAUAUACUAAUACUCAUGAUAAAAACCACAUAUCCACUUUGCGUAUGAUAAAAGCGUUAAGAUAUCACAACGAGCAAUAAGAAGAAAGGAAUUAUUAUUAAAAUUUCCGAAGCGCAGGAAAGCGCGGGCGGUAAAAUUGUGAAGGGGUGUAGGUUUUGGUCCGGACUGGUUGAAAGGAUGGGGGAAGUUCUCUAGGCCAAUAGCUGAUCGAAUUCAAGCAAAAUCGAUAAAAUCAAGGGGUACUUUUGACCCUGAAAAAGCCUUAUUAUCAUCAGUAUAUUCAGCUUUUUGGUAUUAGCAAGUUGGAUCAUUUAAAGUUCGCUUCAAAUAACCUCAGAUGACCACAGUCAAAUCAUCCUGACCACCAUAUUUCAAACCUUACCUUAACCGGAUCUCGGCAUACGAAAUUCAAGAAGUUGAUUGAAUAUGUUGGUUGUAACAUGUGAAACAAAAAAUGAGAAAUUCGUGCUUGAAGAACAUUACCUGGUGUUGUUGGGGUAUGGAAAGAGAAGAAGAAAGAAAUUUUAAAUUAUUGUGCCAUCAGUGUAUCGGGACAUCCCAAGAAAAAUAACCGAACAUGCAUAAUUCUUUUCAUAAACAAGUUUCUCUAUCGUGACAGGUUGGUGUCACUCCACUUCCAACUAAUGAUCCAAGGGAUCUAUAUGGUUACGAGGUUAUAGUCUUUACUGGUUUUGACAGUAGCGCGGGAACCACUGCAGAUGUUUCGAUAGUGCUGACUGGCACAUUUGAGCAGACACAGACCCGUCGGUUACUCGACCUGGAGCCAGCGCGAAGAAAAUUUCAACAGGGAAGCGUUGAUAACUUUCUAUUAACAGUCCCGCGACCGCUUGGAGAGAUACUGGGUAUUCGAAUAUGGCAUAACAACACCGGCCCUGAUCCUUCGUGGUUUCUCUCACGGGUGCUCGUACGCGAUCUUCAGACUGACAAAGUGGUAUGGUUUGUUUGUGAUCGCUGGCUUGCCGUUGAAGAAGACGAUGGUCAGAUCGAUCGAAGACUUCUUCCAGCUUCAAAGGAAGAGCUGGUGAGGUUUAGUUUUCUUUUUAGCUCCGAGGUUCGUAAGAAUCUCAGUGAUGGGCAUUUGUGGUACUCGGUGUUGUAUCGUCCCCUUGGAAGUUCCUUCACCUGCGUGCAGCGCCUCUCCUGCUGUCUGUCAAUCCUCACCUGCAGCAUGCUGGCAAACGCCAUGUUUUACAAGGACGGAGCAGAGGAAAAGUCAAAUGCUGAGGUUGAAGUCAAGAUUGGACCUAUUCGACUCUCAAUAAACCAAAUCGGGAUUGGGGUCAUGUCAAGCCUGGUAGUUCUUCCUGUGAACUUACUUAUCGUUAACAUUUUCAGGAAAGCUAGGCCGAAAGAUUUGCCCAUGCUAGGUACAAAACCGAGUAAUCACCAAAGCAAUGCUUGUGAACACAGUGAUUUCGAUAGUGAAACCUGCAAUAGUUACGACCUGGUCGAGAGGAAAGAAGAAGACGCCGAAAACAGCGAAACAAAGAAGGAAGAGAAAGGGAAAAAAGGAAAGAAAAUGUUCACUCUUCCUCAUUAUACAAUCUACAUUGCUUAUGGUUUGAUUUUCGUUGCUUCUGUUACCUCUGCCGUCUUCACAAUCUUUUAUUCUCUGACAUUUGGAGAGGCCAAGUCACAGAGAUGGGUGUCAAGUAUGAUGAUAUCUUUUUGGCAAGACGUAAUUAUUUCUCAGCCACUCAAAGUCAUCAUCGUAGCAGUGCUCUUCGCUCUCAUCAUCAAAGAUCCAGACAAGGCCAUUCAAGACGACGGAAAGGAAAGAAGGGAACUUGGGACGGACGAAGAAUGGAUACAUGACUCCUAUGGCAAUCUGCAGAAUGGCUUCGACUUCCGAAAAUCUACGGAAAUUCCCAAGCCACCAAGCGAGGGACUUCUUCACAUCGCCAGACAGCGUCGCACAAAGCAGAAGCAGAUGAAAAUCAUCCUUCGUGAAAUUUUCCUCUACUUUGCGUUCAUUCUUGUCCUAAGUGUUGUAGCGUAUGGAAGCCGAGAUACUCAAGCGUAUGCCGUGACCAAAGCACUCACCGAUAUCUUCCCCGAAAGCAAGUACACCUCACUGCUUCCGUUUGAUCAGGUAAACAUGCGAAACUGUGACGAAACUAUAACAAGCAAAACUAUAGCAAGCAAUAUUUCCCUUACUGUUCGCACGUGGUAUUAAAAUAGUCGAUUCUACUGCACUUAUUCCCUUGUGGUUUUUUGUGCAUUUCUGCUGGUUUGUCUCUUCAACAGACCUUUCCAUGGCCAUUUGUUUUACGUUUUAGCUAAUUGCCCUCUAUUCAGAGUUCAAAUUAUUAUGAAUUUUGCUUUUGCUAAUCAGGCGUUAAGGCGUACGUAUGAUCACAUGAACACAAAGGAAUAAAUCUAAGUUGAAAAAGGUCUACGCACAAAUGGGUAAUUUCAUUUGGAAGGGCGUUUCUCUACCUAGAGGUAAUUCAGUCACAAAAGUGUACGCUUUUGUCUUUAACAGAGCAGUGAAGCAUCGAAAUUAUGGAACUGGAUCGAGAAUUCCUUCGUUCCCUCCUUAUACCCCCAGUACUGGUAUGGUCCAUUUAUUAUCAAACAAGAAGAGCAAUUGUGGUCUGAAGAAAGGAUGACAUUCAAAACUGGACGCGGAGGAGGACGUAAAAUCAAGACAAUAGUAAAGGGCAGUGGGUCCUAUGCUACUGACUAUGCAGAGUCUUUUGAAUCAUUGAAGAGUUUCCCCAAAACUGUCACCGCCGACCGAGGAAUGUUUUAUAUUGUGGGUGUGGCACGAUUACGUCAGCUGAGGGUGAAAAAAGGUAAUAUUUAUAGAGUUCACGGUAUUCUCCUAUUUUUCUCGUCAUUUAAAUGCGAGGCCACUCACACUAAGUGCAGCGCGCUCUAAUCAAGAGAACGCCUGGGGACAAGGUAGACACAGCGGCCUUCAAGCUACCUAAGCAUGAUCUCAAAGAGUGUUGGGAUUAUUCAGGGACUCUUUUAAAAUCGCCAAGAAACUUUAAGGAAAGUAAUUCAGUUUAGGAAAUUUUAAGGAAAGUAAUUCAGUUUAGGAAAUUUUAAGGAAAGUAAUUCAGUUUGGGAAACUUUAUGGUGUAACAUUCAAAAAAGACUAUUUCCAUCUAUCAUUGGCUCAAAACACUUAGAGUAACUACCUUGACAGAUGGUAGCUGCUUUUGUAAUUCAGCAAUGAGUCGCAAAUAACAGAUAUCUUCCAAAGUUAGGGCUGAACCAAAACCAUUCUCCUUCGGGGAUUAUUUUUUCAGAUGCCUGUACUAUCCCCUUACAUCUGCUCCACAUCAUCAAAACGUGCACUUCUUACUACUCAUGGGAAGAUGAAGAAGAAGGUGCUUUUCAUCCUGGCUGGGAACCAAUGAAGGAAAGUGACGUAGAAAAACUUUCGAAUGAUCAUCAGUCUCCCUGGAUUUGGCAAAGCGCCCUAGCGCUGAAUGGAACGCCAUUCUGGGGAAUUUUUGCAUCUUACUGGGGAGGUGGUGAGUGUCUGAACCGUGAUUAGCUGUCAUACAUUUACACCCGCAGCACCUCACGGACCGAAUCAGGAACGGAAUUAACUGAUGCGAUUCGCACACAAAAUUAGCCCAAUAAACUACUAAUUAUCAUCCCUUGACCCUUGGCUGAAAUCUUUCAAAUUUUACAGUUUCGGAGGGGGAGGGUGCGGUGAUUGAUAGAAAGAGAGAGGUUACUGAACCCAUCAAAAGAAUUUUGAAUAGCCACAACGUUAAAGUUGCUCAAAAACCUUUUCAGACUUUGGGGCAUAUUUUCGCCAAACCUAAGGAUCCUGUCACGAAAGAACAACGAACCGACGCCAUUUAUUCUAUUCCUUGCAAUGACUGUGAUAACGAAUACAUCGGACAGACCAAACGCCAGUUUGGUACACGGUUAAAAGAGCAUCAAAAAGCGGUUUUUCUUUGCAAAAAGGAAAAUUCAGCUUUAUCGGAGCAUACUUGCCUAACCAACCAUACAAUUGGGUGGGAUAAUUCUAAAAUUAUCACUACUAAUCGGCGUUACCACCAGCGCCUUUGUUUGGAGGCUUGGCACAUUAACUCCGCCCACGCUCCUUUAAAUCGUGACGAUGGCGGUCUGCUUCCUGACGCCUAUUUACACCUCGUCAGAAAAAAGGCCGCUAAUUAGUGAUCAUAUAAAAGGACCUCUUGUUGCAGCGUUUAGAUCACCCCUGAUGAAGGCACUAGACAGGAGUGUCGAAACGUUGGGUCUAUGAAUUGUAACUUCUUCGGUUACAUUCAUUAAAUCUGCAAACCAGUGUAGCUUCUAACUAUGUCAGAAAGAGAGAGUUUGGGCAUUUUAGAUUGACAUUAAAAGGGUGAUGAGUCUGUGCGUUGAGCUGUAUAAAAGCAUUUUUUCCCAGCUUCCUCAAUUCAGUGCAAAUCGAAUUAGUUAGGGAAAGGUGUGGUGUAACAAGUAAAGCAAAACGUAAGUAGGUUGAUGUUUGGAGAGAUUUUUGCCCAUUGACACAAACGACAGUAAGUAUUUCAAGGACGCAGAACGAGAGGUCAGAAGGGAAGAAGCAUGGGAGACUUUUAGUUGAAAUUGGAAUGCUCGUAUUCGAGUAAUGCUUAUUUCUAUUUUUUGCAGGUUUUGUGUACAAUCUCGCUCCCACGCGCUUGACCGCGCUAAAGAAUAUACAAGAUUUGCACAUUGAUGAGUGGAUUGAUCGGUACACGCGCGCGGUCUUCGCUGAAUUCACGGUUUACAACGCGCACACUAAUUUCUUCGGUGUAGUAACUAUGCUAACCGAAAUUCUCCCCACUGGGGGAUACUACCAUUACCCGAAAGUCCGUAGCAUCCGGCUUUACCGCUAUACUGGUCCAGAACAAAUGGUUAUCAUGGUUUUCGAGUUUAUCUUCUUCGUAUCUCUAUGCAUUUACAGUUACAACGAAGUCAAGCAGCUGUUUGUCCUUGGAAAGAGUUACUUUAAAGACCCUUGGAACUAUGUUGAGAUAAUAGUCAUCGCCUCUUCAUUCUCCGCCAUUUUUCUGUACCUUGCAGAGUUGGGGUUUGCUAAACUGGCCAUGGAGCGAAUGCGAGCAAACCCUGAUACUUUCAUCAGCUUUGACUACAUUAUAUUCCUAGAUGAAGCUUACUUGGGAACAUUAGGCUUGGCAGUUUUCUGUUUCUUUCUCAAGUUUCUCAAACUUCUCCGCUUCAAUCGACGACUAUCCACGUUGGCUCAGACGAUCAAGGUCAGCAGCAAACCAUUGCUAUCCUUCUUUGUUAUUUUUUUCCUUUUCUUUGUAGCUUACGUUCAGGUGGCGUUCCUUGUGUUUGGUCCAACAAAUGAGGAUUACGCUACGUUCGUUGUAGCAUCAGAGACUAUGCUGUCCAUGACCCUGGGAGGGUUCGAUUUCCUAGGGUUGCAGAACUCAAACCGAUUCAUCGGACCCAUCUUUUUCAUCUCUUACAUGCUCUUCAUGUUUCUGAUCCUUGUCAAUGUUUUUUUGUCCAUUGUAAACGACGCCUUCGCUGAAGUGAGUAGUAACGUUGGAAACCAAACGAACGAUUACGAGGUGCUUGAUUACAUCAUGUACUGCCUUAAAGAGCAGAUUGGCAGGCUGGCGAGUCCACCAUUCAAGCCGUUGUAUAAACCUACAUUGACAAAUUUUGAAAAGGCAGUGGCAGACGUUGAAGACUUCGCCGAGAGUAUCAUGUAUACGUUGGACAAUAUUAGCAUCGAGGAACAGCGACAGGCCAACUGGCUCGAGGUCGAAAAAAUAAGUGACAAGAAGAAAACGCUGUUCCGCUUUUUGCUGCACAUGGACGAAGACUUUGAUGAAGACGACAUUGCCGAUGCAAUCCCGCACAUGGCCAGAUUUAUGUCAAAAUACAGCCUGGAAGAGCUACAGGAAAUCUAUCAGAGGAACCGUGAACGAGUCGUGUUAUCAAAAUUCCACCUGAGUUCCACUUCUUCUUUGGAAGACAGCUCUUACGAAGGACAAUAUGAAGACAUAGAUGGCUUUGACGAACAUGUCUUACGAAGCUGGAAAAGUUGUGGAGAACUUAGCCAAGCUGAUGUCGGGGUGCCGAACAGGUUUCGAUCUCUCGAAUCGAUAGCCGAGGAGAACGAACCGAUCCACGCCAACCACACUUACGACUCUUUGGCUGGCAGUGACGAACAUGGAAACUGUUCCAGAAGUUCUUUUGAUAUUGACGAUAAAAACCCAGUUGCAAUGAUUAAGUCAUCUUCCUUGAGUGAUAUUUAUACCGAAAUAACGAGUAAUACGCAUUCGUAA
Molecule: messenger RNA, 26221 nt
Organism: Pocillopora meandrina
Lineage: Eukaryota; Metazoa; Cnidaria; Anthozoa; Scleractinia; Pocilloporidae
Source: the annotation of a GenBank genome assembly